AUGAAAGUGAUGAAUGACAAAGUCGUUCCUGAUGCCUGCAAACAGCUGGACAAGAUCACCAAAAUGAACCUUCUUCUACGUUGUGGCCAGCUUGGCAGCACCGAUGACAGGUUGGGUUGCGGCUUCAGCGCCUAUGGCAUUUUCAAAACAUGCUCUUCCAGAAGAAGGGCGACAUUCUGCUUGUUGCGAAAGCUUACAACUCCAGGGUCAUUCUGGAGUGGCUUGCUCACGCUUUGGAGUCUGUCCGCGGGGACUAUGCUGAUUUUGAUGAAUUCUGAAUACUUUGAUCUCAUUACGGCGGGUUUGUGCCACAUGUCCUGGUUCAUCACGCACAUGGAGAUGGCUGGAUGCUAG
Messenger RNA from Durusdinium trenchii, 354 nucleotides. NCBI's taxonomy places the organism in Eukaryota, Dinophyceae, Suessiales, Symbiodiniaceae. The record is from the annotation of a GenBank genome assembly.